Daktulosphaira vitifoliae (grape phylloxera) is the source of this 576-nucleotide messenger RNA. Its product is annotated as tigger transposable element-derived protein 6-like. Gene Ontology annotation, molecular function: DNA binding. The transcript has a single exon. The coding region runs from base 1 to 576 and encodes 191 amino acids. The record is from RefSeq and is a predicted model, not a curated record. Gene Ontology annotation, cellular component: nucleus. NCBI's taxonomy places the organism in Eukaryota, Metazoa, Arthropoda, Insecta, Hemiptera, Phylloxeridae.
AUGAACAAACGACGUGAUUUGAGUGUAGAAGAAAAAUUAGAUGUUCUUAAAAAAUAUGACGAGCUUCCGCAAAUGAGCCAGCGACAAGCAGCAUGUAAGUUAAACGUGUCUCAAAGUUUACUAGGUAGGAUGCUAAAAAGUCGACAGAAAAUCGAAAAUGCAUCAUUAGCAAAUGUGAAUUCAAACCGGAAAAGAAAAAGAGUCGGUAAAGAAGAAGAAGUUGAAGACGCUUUGAAACAAUGGUUCACAAAAGUCAGAGAAAAAGAUGCCCGAGUUACAGGACCACUGUUGCUUCAAAAAGCUGAGGAACUCGCGAAAAAAAUGGACAAAAAUAAUUUUGUAGCAACAGAAGGUUGGUUUCACCGAUGGAAGAAUCGUGAAAACAUUUCGUUUGUUAAGCCACAUGGAGAACAGGGAGAAGCAGACCAUGCAGCUGCACGAUCGUGGAUUCAUUCAGAAUGGCCAUCUCUUAUCGCCAAAUAUCCUCCGUCUAGUGUGUUAAAUGCAGAUGAAACUGGUCUUUAUUUCAGGGCAUUACCUGAACACACGUACGCGUUCAAAAAUGAAAAAAACUAG